This is a messenger RNA of Nomascus leucogenys (northern white-cheeked gibbon), 2790 nucleotides long. RefSeq names its product serine incorporator 2 (gene SERINC2). Lineage: Eukaryota; Metazoa; Chordata; Mammalia; Primates; Hylobatidae. The record is from RefSeq and is a predicted model, not a curated record. The coding region runs from base 1097 to 2299 and encodes 400 amino acids. Gene Ontology annotation, cellular component: membrane. The transcript has 11 exons.
GUAUUUGUCUGGUUCCUGUCUCUGUCCGUCGUUCGUCCGACUGUCCUUCUGUCCGUCUGCCCGUCCGUCCCUCAGUCUCUCUGCGGUCCCGUUACCGUCCUCAGUCCGGCUCGCGCUGCCUCCCAGGCACGUCCCCUGCUCGCCCCGGACCCCUCUCUGGGCCCCAGCGCGGAGACUGGGAUGGGAGGGGAGGGAGCCCCGGACUUUCUUAGCUGCCCUCGAGUGAGGCGGGUGCGGGUCGUCACGGACCACCGGGCGGAACUCUGGGUUGGGAGAGCAGGAAUCGAGGGAGGUUCGGGUGUGCGCGGGGAGUGCCCGGUCGCGGGUUCGGGACCUGGGGGGAGGCCAGCCUCUGUGCUGUAGCUGCAGCCGCGGAGGGCAGGGGCUCCAGCAAGACCCCGGCUGGGAGGCCCGUUCUCCCUUCCCUUUCCCCAGCCCCCCUCUCCUUCCCUCUUCCCCUCAUUAAAUCUGAGGUUCAUGCAGGCAGCCCCCUCCCCCUCUGGCCCCACACAAAGAGGCCCUGAGAGGGAGAACGGGCUCCAGCGGCUGCUGAAUGUCGGGACUCGCUUUCCUUUGUCCCUGACGGGUGUGUGUGUGUGUGUGUGUGUGUGUGUGUGUGUGUGUGUGAGAGAGAGAGAGAGAGAGGGGGGGGAGGAGGAGGCGUAGGGGAGAGCUGGGGGUCUAGAGAUUUGCUUCACAGCCAUUUUCUGAGAAUGAGAUCAUAGCACCGAGAGGCAAGAGAGCCUCUUGCUUCACUAGGCCUCCAUUUUUCGUGUGUGUGUGCGUGUGCAGGAGGAGGAAUCAAGCUGGUGCCUGAAAUCCCUCCCAGCCCAAAGAAUUCAAGGUUUGGGCCAAGUCUCUGCCAACAAGGGUUUGCUUCCUGGUGAGGGAGGCAGAGCUUCCACAGUGGACCUGAUUUCCAUCGGUUGCUCCUGCAUUGGAACUGGGCUGAAGGUGAACUGGGCUGAAGGCGUCCUGCCUCUGCGGCUCUGCCCCCUGCAUCCUGUGCAGCUGCUGCCCCGCCAGCCGCAACUCCACCGUGAGCCGCCUCAUCUUCACGUUCUUCCUCUUCCUGGGGGUGCUGGUGUCCAUCAUUAUGCUGAGCCCGGGCGUGGAGAGUCAGCUCUACAAGCUGCCCUGGGUGUGUGAGGAGGGGGCCGGGAUCCCCACCGUCCUGCAGGGCCACAUCGACUGUGGCUCCCUGCUUGGCUACCGCGCUGUCUACCGCAUGUGCUUCGCCACGGCGGCCUUCUUCUUCUUCUUCACGCUGCUCAUGCUCUGCGUGAACAGCAGCCGGGACCCCCGGGCUGCCAUCCAGAAUGGGUUUUGGUUCUUUAAGUUCCUGAUCCUGGUGGGCCUCACCGUGGGUGCCUUCUACAUCCCUGAUGGCUCCUUCACCAACAUCUGGUUCUACUUUGGCGUCGUGGGCUCCUUCCUCUUCAUCCUCAUCCAGCUGGUGCUGCUCAUCGACUUUGCGCACUCCUGGAACCAGCGGUGGCUGGGCAAGGCCGAGGAGUGCGAUUCCCGCGCCUGGUAUGCAGGCCUCUUCUUCUUCACUCUCCUCUUCUACUUGCUGUCGAUCGCGGCCGUGGCACUGAUGUUCAUCUACUACACUGAGCCCGGCGGCUGCCACGAGGGCAAGGUCUUCAUCAGCCUCAACCUCACCUUCUGUGUCUGCGUGUCCAUCGCUGCUGUCCUGCCCAAGGUGCAGGAUGCCCAGCCCAACUCGGGUCUGCUGCAGGCCUCCGUCAUCACCCUCUACACCAUGUUUGUCACCUGGUCAGCCCUAUCCAGUGUCCCUGAACAGAAAUGCAACCCCCACUUGCCAACCCAGCUGGGCAAUGAGACGGUCGUGGCAGGCCCCGAGGGCUAUGAGACCCAGUGGUGGGAUGCCCCGAGCAUUGUGGGCCUCAUCAUCUUCCUCCUGUGCACGCUCUUCAUCAGUGUGCGCUCCUCAGACCACCGGCAGGUGAACAGCCUGAUGCAGACCGAGGAGUGCCCACCUAUGCUAGACGCCACGCAGCAGCAGCAGCAGGUGGCGGCCUGUGAAGGCCGGGCCUUUGACAACGAGCAGGACGGCGUCACCUACAGCUACUCCUUCUUCCACUUCUGCCUGGUGCUGGCCUCACUGCACGUCAUGAUGACGCUCACCAACUGGUACAAGCCCGGCGAGACCCGGAAGAUGAUCAGCACGUGGACCGCUGUGUGGGUGAAGAUCUGUGCCAGCUGGGCAGGGCUGCUCCUCUACCUGUGGACCCUGGUAGCCCCACUCCUCCUGCGCAACCGCGACUUCAGCUGAGGCAGCCUCACAGCCUGCUACCUGGUGCCUCCUGCCACCUGGUGCCUCUCGGCUCAGUGACAGCCAACCUGCCCCCUCCCCACACCAAUCAGCCAGGCUGAGCACCCACCCCUGCCCCAGCUCCAGGACCUGCCCCUGAGCCGGGCCCCCUAGUCUUAGUGCCUUCAGGGUCCGAGGAGCAUCAGGCUCCUGCAGCGGCCCAUCUCCGCGCCACACCCACACGGUGGAGCUGCCUCUUCCUUCCCCUCCUCCCUGUUGCCCAUACUCAGCAUCUCCGAUGAAAGGGCUCCCUUGUCCUCAGGCUCCGCGGGAGCAGGGCUGCUGGAGAGAGCCGCUCUAGAGCGGGGAACUCCCACCACAGUGGGGCAUCCGGCACUGGGGCCCUGGUGUUCCUGGUCACCUCCCCCAGGGGCCCUGCCCCCUUCCUGGACUUCGUGCCUUACUGAGUCUCUAAGACUUUUUCUAAUAAACAAGCCAGUGCGUGUACCAUG